Eupeodes corollae is the source of this 1830-nucleotide messenger RNA. RefSeq lists its product as uncharacterized. The coding region runs from base 1 to 1830 and encodes 609 amino acids. The transcript has a single exon. Gene Ontology annotation, molecular function: nucleic acid binding. Gene Ontology annotation, biological process: DNA integration. The record is from RefSeq and is a predicted model, not a curated record. NCBI's taxonomy places the organism in Eukaryota, Metazoa, Arthropoda, Insecta, Diptera, Syrphidae.
AUGAAAGAUACUCUUGCCAAACAUUCAAUCCUUCACGUUUUUGAUCCAAAGAAACAAAUUUUGAUUCAGACUGAUGCUUCAAAAAAUGGGUUAGGAUGUUGGUUUUUUCAAGAAGGUAAGCCGGUAGCAUACGCUUCUAAAAGCUUGACUGACACUGAAACAAGGUACGCACAAAUAGAAAAAGAAUUAUUGGCUGUUGUCUACGCCUGUGAGAAAUUCAAAAAUUACAUUUAUGGUUAUUACUUCACCAUAAAUUCUGAUCAUAAACCAUUGGUUUCUUUGGUUAAAAAAGAUGUUGGUGAAAUUCAUUCGACUCGUUUACAACGUAUGAAAUUGAAACUCUCAAAAUAUGAUUUUGAUAUUAAGUUUGUUCCGGGAAAGUUCUUAUACGUGGCAGAUUUGUUAUCACGUAAUUUUAUAAAUGAUCCUAUAGUUGAUAUAGAAUCAUCAUUAAAGGACCUCAUACACAACAUCAAUAUGAGUGAUCCUAAACGAAAAAUGUUCGAAGAAGAAACCCGAAAAGAUGUUGUGUUACAGACUCUUGUACAUCUGUACGAAGAUGGUUGGCCAGCAGAUAAGCAACGGGUUCCAGAAAAUGCUAGGUUCUUUUGGCAAUUUAAAGACAAAAUCUUUGUAGAAGACGGCCUAGUUUUUUAUGAAAAUCGAGUUCUGGUCCCAAACAAUUUAAUCAAAGGUAUGCUAGAUGCACUUCAUAAGUCUCACAUGGGAAUAACAAAGACACUGAAUAAAGCUAAGAGCACUCUUUUUUGGCCUUACAUGAAUAGGGACAUUGAAAACAUGAUUUUCAAAUGUAAAAAAUGCGAAAAAUUUAGAUCCGAAAACAAGAAGCAUUCGUUAAUUCCCCACCCUAUUCCGAAAAGGCCUUUCCAAAAACUUGGGAUGGAUUGUCUUGAUUACGGGGGAAGAUCGUAUUUGGUUGGAAUGGAUUACUAUUCCAAGUGGAUUGAACUUCAUGAAAUCACAGACAAAACUGCAUCAAGCAUAAUUAAAAUUUUAAACAAAUUUUUUUCGAUUCAUGGUAUUCCACAGAACAUUGUCUCCGAUAAUCAACCCUUCAAUUCAUAUGAACUCCGAAAUUUUGCGAACAAUUCAAAUUUAGAUUUUAUACACAGUAGUCCAAGAUAUCCAAGAUGUAAUGGUCUGGCUGAGAAAGCAGUCCAUAUCGCAAAAUCAAUUCUUAAAAAAAUCAGCCAAUCAGAAGGUAGUUUAGAAGAAGCUCUUUUAGAGUAUAGGAGUACGCCAAUUUCAGGAAUUGGGUAUUCACCAGCAGAAAUGCUCAUGAAUCGUAAAUUAAGAACGUGGAUACCAAUAAAAGAUGAAGACCUUGAACCGAAAAUUCCAAAUAACUUGAAGGCGGUAUUAGAAAGACGUCAAGAAAGAAUUUUAAAAAAUAAUAAUCCAGUUAAACCGCGUCGUGAAACACAUUUUGAGAAAGGAGAAAACGUAGUAUAUAGAAAUAAUGGAAAGUGGGAACCAGGUAGAAUAGUAUCCAAACAUGAUAGUCCGAGGUCAUACUUACUCCAAAAUGAAAAUAAUAGAGUCAUUCGUAGAAAUACAUUACACUUACGUAGGUCAAUGCAUUCUCCACAAAUAAGACUACCUGAGGCGGAAGAGAGGACGCCUAUUGUCUCUGGAAAUAAUAAUAACCCUUCUCUUGAACUGGCAGACACUUAUCACACUAACUCAUCUCCAUUACCUGAUAGCAACAAUGUCGAACAAGAUGUCGAGUCAGUGCGGCAACCGGACCGAGAGUAUACCACAAGAUCUGGUCGAAUAAGUCGGAAACCAAACUUUUAUAUACCUCAGUAA